AUGUCCAAGAAACUCAUCUUCCUAAUGGGUGCACCCACGUCGAGAAACCUUCAGUGGGAUGAAGAGCAAUUGCUUACAGAGCCCAUCUUUCCCUUCAAGAAAUCAAAUCUGGAUGACGAAGAGCCAUGGCGCCUGACAGAUGCUUACCCUAUCAAGUGGAGGCUCUUGCAAGACCUGCGGACAUCUCAGUUGCUACAAGGGACGUUCGACACGGGCUCCCAGGAAAGGGCCUGCUUCUUAGCAACCCGCGACCUCGCAGUCUCUGGCGGGAUUUCGGCCAAUGAACCAGAGGGUUCGGUACUCUCACGGUUCUACGAGCACUCCUUCACCGUGCAUGAGGUUUCCGAGAUUUCGGCGACCGGGGUUCGCUCUGAGAACUCUUUCCAAGGUAGCGGCAUCUGGGCCGAUAGUACCGGGAGUUCGAUCGCAACAGUGAGCGAGAAAGAAGCGCCGAGCCCAGGGAUUCUAGGCCAAACAUCUGCCACCGACCUCCAGGCCAUCCCUACGGCAGCAUACUUGACGUCGAUCGUGCCGCAGACCGUGACUGUGAAUCUAGUCGUGUCAAUCAUCACCAUCAACCGCCCACGCCGCAUUGUGACACGGCAAUGGAAGAAAGAACUAGACUUGGUCGAGGUUGUAGUGGGCGAUGACACGCGAAGCGGAUUUGGAGUAACCUUCUGGCUUCCUCCUGCGGACCAGGCACAUGCGGCCGGUGAUCGCAAGCCUAUCGAGGACGAACUUGGAAGGUCGCUGGCUACGCUGCGACCUCGAGACAUUGUCCUGAUGCGCACGGUAGGACUGAGUUCCUUCCGCGAACGGGUAUACGGGCAGAGCCUGCGGAAGGGAGUCACUAGAGUUGACCUUCUGCAUCGACAGCGGGUUGACGCAAACGAUGCAGGUGGUGUCUACAGCACCAAGAGGCUACAAGAAUUCCAACGGCGGCAGCAGCAGCAGCAGCAGGGUCCUGCAGCCAAGAAGGAAGAGGAUCUGCUGGUUGAGAAAGUCAGCAAGGUGCGCGAGUGGAUCAGACGAUUUGCGCCGGAUGCGGUAGGCGGUGACAGUGGUAAGGGGCCCCUAACACGUGGGCUGGCUGGAAAAGCUACCACCACAAAUAACGCACUGCCUCCGGAUACGCAAGAGUAUAUUUAG
Aspergillus aculeatinus CBS 121060 is the source of this 1149-nucleotide messenger RNA. RefSeq lists its product as uncharacterized. Lineage: Eukaryota; Fungi; Ascomycota; Eurotiomycetes; Eurotiales; Aspergillaceae. The record is from RefSeq and is a predicted model, not a curated record. Bases 1 to 1149 code for a protein of 382 amino acids. The transcript has a single exon.